Molecule: messenger RNA, 1035 nt
Organism: Fusarium keratoplasticum
Lineage: Eukaryota; Fungi; Ascomycota; Sordariomycetes; Hypocreales; Nectriaceae
Product: PKS-ER domain-containing protein
Exons: 4
Coding region: 1-1035 (344 amino acids)
Molecular function (GO): oxidoreductase activity
Source: RefSeq, a predicted model, not a curated record
AUGUCUUCACCUAGAACCACGAAAGCCUGGACGGUUGAUGGUAGCGGCAGCUUUGACUGUCUCAAGUUUCACAAGGAGCUCGUUCUUCCUGAGCUCUCCGACAACGAGGUACUGGUCAAAUUCCAUGCGGCAUCUCUCAACUACCGCGACAUCAUCAUUCCUCUGGGCCAAUAUCCUUUCCCAGUGGCGCCGAAUGUCGUCCCAGGCUCUGAUGGAGCUGGAGAAGUUGUAGCAGUUGGCUCUAAGGUCACCCGCUUUGAGCAAGGCUCUAAGGUUCUGACACUGUUCAACCAGGCUCAUUACGGUGGGCCAUUGACCCCAAAAGUUUUGGGGACAGGGCUAGGUGGUGCCAUUGAUGGCACUCUACGACAGUACGGCAUUUUCAACGAGAACGGGCUGGUCGAUAUGCCGAAGAACCUCAGCUAUCUGGAGGCCGGAACACUCUCUUGCAGCGCCCUGACGGCGUGGAAUGCUCUCUACGGGCUUAACCCAGUCCUCCCCGGCGACUGGGUCCUAACGCAGGGUACGGGCGGUGUGAGUAUCUCUGGCCUGCAGUUUGCGAAGGCGGCAGGCGCUCGAGUCAUCGCGACGACUUCCUCUGCAGCGAAGGCUGAGACGUUGAAGAAGCUCGGAGCAGACUAUGUCAUCAAUUACAAGGAGAAUCCGAAUUGGGGUGACAAGGCGACGAACCUCACGGGAGGUGUCCAACAUGUCAUCGAGGUUGGAGGCGCGACAACUGUGACACAGAGUCUGAAAGCCGUCGCCAUUGGUGGUGUUGUCACUAUCAUUGGUUGGAUAGGCGGAGAGGAAGAGAAGGGACCGUAUUUCCCCCAGAUUUCAUCCAGCAUGGCUGUUGUGAGGGGAAUCGUUGUUGGAAGCCGAGAACAAUUUGAAGCAAUGAUCCGGACGAUUGAGGCCUGUGACAUCAAGCCCAUUCUUGAUCAACAAGUAUUCAAGCUCGAGGACCUCAAAGAGGCCUACAAAUACCAAUGGGAUCAGAAGCAUUUCAGCAAAGUUGCAAUCAAAAUUGAGUAG